CUUUUCGGCUAGACUCGGAGGAGGAACCCGGCGGCUGCCCGGCUGUGCGUUUGUAUUACCCAAGAUGGAGGUAUGCUGAUGGCAUUAGCGUCUAGAAGCGAUCCAGCCUGUCUCCGUGCCUCGGCCGACGCUUUUCCGAGAAACGAACAGAUUGUUGUCUUGAUAACGUUGGCAUUAAUAAGGCCCAACGCAUUGGGAAUUUAGUUGGGAUCGCGUUUUUGGUGGCCACCAUCAUGAGCUCUGGAGAAGGAGCGGAGGAGACGCCGAAGGACGCUGCCGAUAUAGCAGCGUUCUUUAAAUCUGAUGGUCCUCUCCAAAAAGAGCCCAAAGGAGACUUGUCCAGUCAGCUACCAGGUUUUCGAAGAAAUGAAGAAAUGAAGGCAAUGGAGGUGUUGCCAAUUCUAAAGGAAAAAGUUGCCUUCUUAUCAGGCGGCCGAGACCGACGCGGAGGGCCUGUGUUAACGUUUCCGUCACGCAGUAACCACGACAGAAUACGAGCCGAAGACCUCAGGAGACUCGUAGCAUACCUCGCCAGCAUCCCCAACGAGGAGGUGGCCAAGCAUGGCUUCACGGUCAUAGUGGACAUGCGAGGCAGUAAGUGGGACAGCAUCAAACCUCUACUGAAGAUCCUGCAGGAGUCCUUCCCCUGCUGUAUUCACGUCGCUCUCAUCAUCAAACCGGACAACUUCUGGCAGAAACAACGCACCAACUUCGGCAGCUCCAAGUUCGAAUUCGAGACCACGAUGGUGUCAUUGGAGGGCCUGUCCAAGGUGGUUGACCCCUCCCAGCUGACCGCUGACUUUGAGGGAAGCCUGGAGUACAACCACGACGAGUGGAUUGAGGUGCGCGUUGCGUUUGAGGAGUUCACCGGCCACGCGAGUCACAUGCUCUCCAGGCUGGAGGAGAUGCAGGAGGUGGUGGCGAGGAAAGACUUCCCCACGGACCUAGACGGGGCGAGGCGCAUGAUCGAGGAACACGCCGCGCUGAAGAAGAAGGUCAUCAAGGCCCCCAUAGAGGAGCUGGACACGGAGGGUCAGAGGUUGCUGCAGCGUAUCCAGAGCAGCGAGUCGUACCGGAACUCCAACGCCAGCGGCGUGUGUAACGCCGACACCCAGGGCCUGGUCCCGCGCGUGGCCACCCUGCUGGACAAACUGCAUGCCACGCGGCAACACCUCCACCAGGCCUGGCACGUCCGGAAGCUGCAGCUGGAUCAGUGCUUCCAGCUGCGCCUCUUUGAACAGGACGCCGAAAAGAUGUUUGAUUGGAUCAUGCACAAUAAGGGCCUGUUCCUGGCCGGCUACACGGAGAUCGGAAACAACCACCCUCAUGCCAUGGAACUACAGACACAGCACAACCACUUUGCCAUGAACUGCAUGAACGUCUAUGUGAACAUCAACAGGAUCAUGUCUGUGGGAAACAGGCUGCUGGAGUCGGGUCACUAUGCCUCGGUACAGAUUAAACAGAUCUCCAGUCAGCUGGAGGCCGAGUGGAAGGCCUUCGCUGCCGCCCUGGACGAGCGCAGCACCCUGCUGGAGAUGUCUGCUGCCUUCCACCAGAAAUGUGACCAGUACAUGAGUAACGUGGACUCGUGGUGUAAAGCGUGUGGUGAGGUGGAUCUGCCCUCGGAGCUCCAGGACCUGGAAGAUGCCAUCCACCACCACCAGGGCCUCUAUGAACACAUCACCGCGGCCUACUCAGAGGUAAACUACACUGCUGCCGACCCAGAGGUCAGCCAGGAUGGUAAGGCCCUAUUGGAUAAGCUGCAGCGCCCUCUGACCCCAGGGGCAGCUGAUUCCCUGACAGCCUCUGCCAACUACAGCAAGGCCGUGCACCACGUGCUGGACGUCAUCCACGAGGUUCUGCACCACCAGAGACAACUGGAGAACAUCUGGCAACAUCGCAAGGUCCGCCUCCACCAGCGACUGCAGCUGUGUGUGUUCCAGCAGGACGUUCAGCAGGUUCUGGACUGGAUAGAGAACCAUGGGGAGGCGUUCCUCAGUAAACACACCGGUGUUGGGAAGUCCCUCCAUCGGGCCAGAGCGCUGCAGAAAAGACACGAGGACUUUGAGGAGGUGGCUCAGAACACCUACACCAACGCUGACAAGCUGCUGGAGGCGGCGGAGCAGUUAGCCCAGACCGGGGAGUGUGAUCCAGAGGAGAUCUACCAGGCGGCACACCAGCUAGAGGACCGCAUCCAGGACUUUGUCAGGAGGGUGGAGCAGCGCAAGGUCCUGCUGGACAUGUCUGUCGCCUUCCACACACACGUCAAAGAGCUGUGGACGUGGUUGGAGGAGCUACAGAAGGAGCUCCUGGACGAUGUGUACGCCGAGUCGGUGGAGGCGGUGCAGGACCUGAUCAAACGCUUCGGCCAGCAGCAGCAGACCACCCUGCAGGUCACCGUUAACGUCAUCAAGGAGGGAGAAGACCUCAUCCAGCAGCUCAGGGACUCUGCCAUCUCCAGUAACAAGACGCCUCACAACAGCUCCAUCAACCACAUAGAGGGCGUCCUCCAGCAGCUGGACGAGGCCCAGGCCCAGAUGGAGGAGCUCUUCCAGGAGAGAAAGAUCAAGCUGGAACUCUUCCUGCAGCUACGCAUCUUCGAGAGGGACGCCAUCGAUAUCAUCUCCGACCUGGAGUCGUGGAACGAGGAGCUGACCGGUCAGAUGAGUGACUUCGACACGGAGGACCUGACCCUGGCGGAGCAGAGGCUGCAGCACCACGCUGACAAGGCCUUGACCAUGAACAACCUGACCUUCGACGUCAUCCACCAGGGACAGGAGCUGCUGCAGUACGUCAACGAAGUACAGGCCACGGGUGUGGAGUUGCUGUGUGACAGGGAUGUGGACAUGGCCACGCGCGUUCAGGACCUUCUGGAGUUCCUCCAUGAGAAACAACAGGAGCUGGACGUGUCCGGAGAGCAACACCGGAGGCAUCUGGAGCAGUGCGUCCAGUUGAGACACCUGCAGGCCGAAGUCAAACAGGUGCUGGGCUGGAUCCGUAACGGGGAAUCCAUGCUGAACGCGGGUCUGAUCACCGCCAGCUCUCUCCAGGAGGCCGAGCAGCUGCAGAGAGAACACGAGCAGUUCCAGCAUGCCAUCGAGAAAACCCACCAGAGUGCGCUGCAGGUCCAGCAGAAGGCAGAGACGUUGCUCCAGGCCAACCACUACGACAUGGACCUCAUCCGAGACUGUGCCGAGAGCGUGGCGUCCCACUGGCAACAGCUCAUGCUGAAGAUGGAGGACCGGCUCAAGCUGGUCAACGCAUCAGUAGCUUUCUACAAGACCUCCGAACAGGUGUGCAGUGUUCUGGAGAGUCUGGAGCAGGAGUAUAAGAGGGAGGAGGACUGGUGUGGGGGGGCCGAUAAACUGGGUCCAAACUGUGAGUCUGACCACGUCACCCCCAUGAUCAGCAAACACCUGGAGCAGAAAGAGGCCUUCCUCAAGGCGUGUACACUGGCCAGACGGAACGCCGAUGUCUUCCUGAAGUACAUGCACAGGAAUAGUGUUAACAUGGCCGGGAUGCUUAGUCAUGUCAAAGCCCCUGAACAACAAGUCAAGAACAUCCUGAACGAGUUGCUGCAGAGGGAGAACCGUGUUCUCCACUUCUGGACCAUGAGGAAACGACGACUGGACCAGUGUCAGCAGUACGUGGUGUUUGAACGCAGCGCCAAACAGGCUCUGGAGUGGAUCCACGACACGGGGGAGUUCUACCUGUCGACACACACCUCCACCGGGUCCAGCAUACACCACACACAGGAGCUCCUGAAGGAGCACGAAGACUUCCACAUCACAGCCAGACAAACCAAAGAGCGUGUGAAGCUGCUGAUCCAGCUGGCAGACGGCUUCUGUGACAAGGGCCACAGUCACGCUGUGGAGAUAAAGAAGUGGGUGACGGCGGUGGACAAACGCUACCGGGACUUCUCCCUGCGCAUGGACAAGUACCGCACCAGUCUGGAGAAGGCCCUGGGCAUCUCCUCCGACUCCAACUCCAAGGCUAGUAAGGAUCUCCAGUUGGACAUCAUACCGGCCACACCUCAGGGGUCAGAGGUCAAGCUGAGAGACGCAGCUCACGAACUCAACGAGGAGAAACGCAAGUCCGCUCGCAGGAAGGAGUUCAUCAUGGCUGAGCUGAUUCAGACAGAGAAGACCUAUGUCAGAGACCUGAGGGAGUGUACAGAUACAUACCUGUGGGAGAUGACAAGUGGCGUAGAGGAGAUCCCUCCAGGCAUAGUCAACAAGGAACACAUCAUCUUCGGUAACAUGGGGGACCUCUAUGAGUUCCACCACAAUAUCUUCCUCAAAGAGCUAGAGAAGUACGAACAGUUACCAGAAGAUGUGGGCCACUGCUUCGUCACCUGGGCGGAUAAGUUCCAGAUGUACGUGAACUACUGCAAGAACAAACCGGACUCCACGCAGCUCAUCCUCGAGCACGCCGGACCAUACUUUGACGAGAUCCAGCAGAGGCACCGUCUGGCCAACUCCAUUUCCUCCUACCUGAUCAAGCCCGUUCAGCGAAUCACUAAGUACCAGCUCUUGCUCAAGGAACUGCUUACGUGCUGUGAGGAGGGGAAGGGAGAGAUCAAGGACGGCCUGGAGGUCAUGCUGAGUGUCCCCAAGAGAGCCAACGAUGCCAUGCACCUGUCAAUGCUGGAGGGUUUCGAUGAGAACAUUGAGUCUCAGGGAGAGUUGAUCCUGCAGGAGUCCUUCCAGGUGUGGGAUCCCAAGACUCUGAUCCGCAAGGGGCGUGAGCGUCACCUCUUCCUGUUUGAGAUGUCCCUGGUCUUCAGCAAGGAGGUCAAGGACUCCAACGGACGGAGCAAGUAUAUGUAUAAGAGCAAACUCUACACGUCAGAGUUGGGGGUGACCGAACAUGUGGAGGGGGACCCCUGUAAGUUUGCUCUGUGGGUGGGACGCACCCCGACCUCCGACAACAAGAUUGUACUCAAACCAAGUCAGGGAUGCAAACAUGGAUCUAUGGCGUCCAGCAUCGAGAACAAGCAGGACUGGAUCAAACACAUCCGGGAGGUGAUCCAGGAGCGCACCAUCCACCUGAGAGGAGCCCUGAAGGAGCCCAUCCACAUCCCCAAGUCUGCCACGGCCAAGCACCCCAAGGGACACCGCAGGUACAGGGAUGGAGAGGAUCUGGACAGUCAGGGUGACGGGAGCAGUCAACCGGACACCAUCUCUAUCGCCUCACGCACCUCCCAGAACACACUGGACAGCGACAAGCUGUCCGGGGGCUGUGAGUUGACCGUGGUGAUCCAUGACUUCAUGGCGGGUAACAGCAACGAGCUGACUGUCCGACGGGGCCAGACGGUGGAGGUCCUGGAGAGGUGCCACGACAAGCCCGACUGGUGCCUGGUCCGGACCACGGACCGCUCCCCCGCCCACGAGGGGUUGGUGCCCUGCGCCAUGCUCUGCAUCGCCCACUCGCGCUCCUCCAUGGAGAUGGAGGGGAUAUUCAACCAUAAAGACACUCUGUCGGUGUGCAGUAAUGACUCCAUCAUGCCAGGCUCCUCUGCCACCCUGCAGCCUGGGCACCACGGCAUGGGCUCACACACCUCGCCAGGACCCAAACGACCAGGUAACACUCUGCGUAAGUGGCUGACCAGCCCAGUGCGUCGCUUGAGCAGUGGCAAGGCAGACGGGCAUGUGAAGAAGCUAGCCCACAAGCACAAGAAGAACCGGGAGGUGAGGAAGAGCGGCGAGGUGACGGGCAGCGCCCAGAAGGACAGUGACGACAGCGCAGCCACGCCCCAGGAUGAAACUGUGGAGGAGAGAGUUCGUAACGAGGGAUUGUCCAGCGGGACCCUGUCCAAGUCCUCUUCAUCCGGGAUGCAGAGCUGUGGGGAGGAGGAGGGUGAGGAGGGGGCGGACUCCGUCCCCUUGCCUCCCCCCAUGGCCAUCCAGCAGCACAGCCUACUGCAACCUGACGCCCAGGACGACAAGACCUCCUCCCGUCUCUCGGUCCGUCCGUCCAGUUCCGAGACACCUAGUGCAGCGGAGCUGGUGAGCGCCAUCGAGGAACUGGUCAAGAGCAAGAUGGCUUUAGAGGAUCGUCCUAGCACUCUGUCGGUAGAACAGGGGGAUAGCAGUUCUCCCUCCUUCAACCCCUCCGACAACUCCCUCCUCUCCUCCUCCUCCCCAAUCGAUGAGAUGGAGGAACGCAAGACAGGUUUCCUAAAGAAGAGACAUUAUGUAUUGUUAGAGCUGGUGGAGACAGAGAGGGACUACGUCAGAGAUCUGGGCCUGCUGGUGGAGAGCUAUAUGACACGGAUGAAGGAGGAAGGGGUACCAGACGAUAUGAAAGGGAAGGACAAGAUUGUGUUUGGAAACAUCCACCAGAUCUACGACUGGCACAGAGAUGUCUUCAUGGGAGAGUUGGAGAAAUGUCUGGAAGACCCGGACCGUCUCGGCCCGCUGUUUGUCAAGCAUGAGAGGAGGCUCCACAUGUACAUAGUGUACUGUCAGAACAAGCCCAAGUCAGAGCACAUUGUGUCAGAGUACAUCGACACCUACUUUGAGGACCUAAAGCAGCGCCUCGGUCACCGGCUUCAGAUAACUGACCUCCUCAUCAAACCUGUCCAGAGGAUCAUGAAGUACCAGCUGCUGCUCAAGGACUUCCAAAAAUUCUCUAAAAAGGCUGGCUUGGAUUCAGCUGAGCUUGAGAAAGGAGUUGAGCUCAUGUGCAUCGUACCAAAGAGAUGCAACGACAUGAUGAGUGUUGGCCGACUCCAAGGCUUCGACGGUAAAUUAGUGGCCCAGGGUCGUCUCAUGCUCCAGGACACCUUCAUGGUCUCAGACCCCGAGGGAGGAGGGAGGAUGAGGGAGAGGAGGGUCUUCCUCUUCGAACAGGUGGUCGUCUUCAGCGAGCCUCUGGAUAAGAAGAAGGGUUUCUCCAUGCCGGGCUUCUUGUAUAAGAACAGCAUCAAGGUCAGCUGUCUGGGGCUGGAGGACAGUGUGGACGGUGACCCCUGUACGUUUGUGUUGACCUCCAGGGUGACCAAUAGCAGCGUAGAAUCCUUUGUCCUCCACUCCUCCCACUUAGGAGUACGCCAGGUCUGGACCCUUCAAAUCAGCCAGAUCCUGGAGAGCCAGCGCAACUUCCUCAACGCUCUGACCUCCCCCAUGGAGUACCAGAGGAACCACGUAGGGGCCGGAGGCGGGGCGUGUCUGCCUGGUGGCGGAGCUCCGUCAGUGAGCAGCGCUGAGCCCAGUGUGGCCCCGGUCGUAGGCGUGCAGGGUGUGCCUCAGUCCGGGCCUCUCGGCGUAGGUAGUCCCCUCGUGGGUGGUGGUCCCCAGGGCGGAGCCAGCUCGUCCAGGAGGCCCUCCAGGAUACCCCAGCCCUCACGCCUGCCCCAGCCCCUACGACACCCACACCAUUCUGGGGCCGCAGACCCAGACGGUCCCAGCAAGAUGUCAGGUUCCGCGUCUCGUCUCCCCCCUCCCCCCUCCCUCCCUCCGUCGGUCUCAGCGGACCAGAGGGAGCAGGCCCCGGCAGGAGGGCUGAGGGAGUUCAGGGAGGCCCAGCGUGGGGUGAGGGUCCAAGGGGGAAUCCCCAAGAUUACGCGCCCCGUCUCUGCCUCAGACGACCAGCCCCCUCCCCUCGGCCCUAUCCCUCGGGCCAGUGUGGCUCCCCUCCCUGUACCCCUGCCUCACUCGACCCCCACAAAGCCUCGCCCAGGAACCAUCUCCCCCAUGGCGUCCCCCCUGGCCACCCCUGCCUUUGGGAAAGACGCCCUGUCCCCUCCCCCUGCAAGCCCCGGCUUGAAGUCUAGCUCCUUCUGGAGCUCCAUGCCUGGUUCUCCAGCCAGCCGGCCCGGCUCCUUCACCUUCCCUGGGGAGGCAGGGGAGAACCUAGGGAGGCAGAACCAGAACCCGGCUCAGUCCGGGACUGGCUCCCACAGACACUCAACACACAGCAAGGAGGCAGAUCGCAUGAGUACGUGCUCGUCGACCAGUGAGCAGUCCAUCCAGUCCACCCAGAGCAAUGGGAGUGAAAGCAGCAGCAGCAGUAGUGUGUCCACCAUGUUGGUGACCCAGGACUAUGUGGCCCUGAAGGAGGAUGAGAUCAGUGUGUCCCAGGGCGAGGUGGUCCAGAUCCUGGCCAGUAACCAACAGAACAUGUUCCUGGUGUUCCGGGCCGCUACCGAACAGGGCCCCGCGGCCGAGGGCUGGAUCCCCGGCUACGUUCUAGGACACACCUCCACCAUCGUCCCCGACCCAGACGGAACCAUCAAGAAGUCCUCAUCCUGGCACACCACCCUGCGCAUCCGCAAAAAGUCUGAGAAGAAAGAGAAGGAGGGAAAGAAAGAGGGCAAGCUGGAAAAUGGUUACAGGAAAUCCAGAGAAGGGCUGACCAACAAGGUUUCUGUAAAGCUUCUAAACCCCAACUACAUCUAUGAUGGUCUGCCAGAGUUCCUAGUCCCCCUGAGCGAGGUGACGUGUGACAAUGGCGAGAGCGUGACACUGAGGUGUAAGGUGUGCGGUCGGCCAAAAGCCACAAUCACCUGGAAAGGACCUGACCAGACCUCCCUGACGACCAACGGACACCACAGCAUCGCCUACAGUGAGACGGGCGAGGCCACGCUGAGGAUAGUGGGCGUUUCUUCGGAAGACGACGGCAUCUACACCUGCGUUGCCACUAACAACCUGGGCUCGGUGACGUCAUCGGCCAGCCUCAGGGUGCUAGCUACGUCCAGCGAUGGGGUCAGGGUGAGCUGGAAGGAUGACUUUGAGUCCCACUACACCGAGGUGGCAGAGCUCGGCAGGGGCCGAUUCUCGGUGGUCAAGUGUUGUGACCAGAAGUCGACCAAGCGCCAGGUGGCGGUCAAGCUGGUCAAUAAGAAGCUGAUGAAGAGGGACCAGGUGACUCAGGAGCUCGGCCUGCUUCAGAGGGUUCAGCACACACACCUGGUCACCCUGCUGGACACCUACGAGACCCCCAGCAGCUAUGCUCUGGUCCUGGAGAUGGUUGACCAGGGUCGUCUCCUGGACUACAUUGUGAGCUGGGGGAACCUCACUGAGAAGAAAGUCGCCAGCUACCUGCGCAACAUCCUAGAAGCUUUACAUUACCUACACAACUGCAGGAUAGCCCAUCUGGACAUAAAGCCUGAGAACCUUCUGGUGGCCCACACCUCGUCCGGCCAGCCUGUGGUCAAGGUGACUGACUUCGGGGACGCCGUCCAGCUCAACAGUGACCACUACGUCCACCCUCUUCUGGGCAGCCCCGAGUUCGCCUCCCCUGAGCUGGUCCUUGGGGAGCCCGCCACCCUGACCUCUGACCUCUGGAGCCUGGGCGUGGUGACCUACGUCCUCCUGAGCGGGGCCUCUCCCUUCCUGGACGAGAGCGUGGAGGAGACGUGUCUGAACAUCUGCCGGCUGGACUUCAGCUUCCCCCAGGACUACUUCCAGGGGGUGACCCGGGAAGCCCGGGACUUUGUCCGCCUGCUACUGCGGGCAGAACCAGCCCGGAGGCCGCCAGCUGGACUGUGUCUGCAGGAGCCCUGGGUCCAGGGCCAAGCCGGGUCAGCAGAUGCCCAGGGCAGGGUGGAGGUGGGCUGCCUGGACACGUCUCGCCUGGUGUUGUUCAUAGACAGAAGGAAGCACCAGACGGAUGCCAAGCCCAUCGUCGGUAUGCAGAGUUUCCUACACAGCCGGCUACAGCCACAGACCUGAGCAAAGGAUGAUGGGAGAGAGAGAUGCCCCGCCCCCGCCCUUUUUACCUGACGGGAAAGGUAGAGAGAAUGUCCAGUCUCAAAUCUCAAAUGCACUCCUAGAUACCCACGAAUAUGUUGGUGUAGAUCUGAGGUGAUUAGAUUAGGCUAAGUGGAAAAACUGUCAGAGGUGCAGGGUGGAGUUGGAGGAACCAUGUUGCUUAGACCUAUCCAUUCAUUUCCGGUCCACAGGAAGUGUCGAGUGUUUUGAUUUGAGACUGGGCAUCUCAGAGAAAGAAGAAGGUGAAGAGAAAAAUGUGCUGAUCUCAUCCUCUUCCAGAUUAUGUAUUUUUUUAUUAUUCUUUGAGUCCUGUGUUCCUUCAGCUAAUCAGAACAUAGAGCUUGUUGGCCUACUGGUCCUUAUCUGAGUUUCCCCUGAAAGAACACAUACUGAGUUCUCAGCCAAUCAAAACAAUGAUAACACAAUGUCCUCACCGGUCUACUGCUGCUUGCUGGUUUACACUCAAACUGAUUCUUUUUUAAAAUACAAAAAAAAAAAAAAUGAACAAAAAUGACUGAUCGGUGGAGUCCCUUAUUUUUUCUCCAUCUUACUGGCAGUCAGUCGAUCAACAGGAGAGCCUCUGAUCGAUCUUUGUCAUGUGGAGGAUAGGGUGUAUGUACCUGCACAAACAUACUGAGCUUUCUGAAGAACAAGUGGCUUAGGAGGCUAGCGUUAGCACGCAUAGCAACUUUACCUUCCCUCUUGCUACCAGAGAGAGAUUUAGUUUUUGUGCUUUUACAAUAAUGUGACUCAAAGUCUUUUGAGACUCUGCUUUUCAUAAAGAACCAAUGUAUAGACAGAACAAUGUCCGCGACUUUUCAAAAACAUGUUUGAAAAAAUAUGAAAAACUCAGAAGAACAUUUCAGAAAAAGAUCUAAGAAAACACUCUGCUGUGGAAAGUCGCUAUGCUACUCUAGAACAUGGGGAGGACUUAUCCAAUGACUGAGCUCCUUCACUUUGUUGAGACAGUUUUAUGUCCAAUCAGAGCUUUUUGAUUGCUGCGCUUACUUAAUCUAAGAAACCAUGAUAACAACCCUGUUAAAAGUAACAAUAGAGAUUCUGCUAACUGCUGCGAAGUCUCUGAAAAUGAAAAUGGUUUUUUUGCUUUUACUAGAACACAAAUUGUGUUGUGCAGAGUUAAGAUGUUUAAGCCUUACUUUGUAUAUAGACUCUGCCUUUGUAUAUAGACUCUGCCUUCUGUUCCUCCCGUUUCAAAAUGUCUGUCUGCUUUUGAGGAUGUUCUUGGAGGCGGGACUAAAGGAUCUCAUAAAUGAAAUGUAGUCGAUCGCCAAUUGGGUGACCUAGCCUGAGUGGCAGCAGAGAUGGCCAAUCAGACGGAGAGGAAAUGAGGAAGACAAAAUACUGUAAAUGCACUCACUGUAUGUUAUGUUCCCCCAUUCUUAUCAUGUGCAAUGUUGCGGCUUUAACAUUUUAUGCAACUAUUUAUGAAGACAUCUGUUGUACAUGUAAUAAAUAGAGAUAAAAGCAUGUACAUGGUACUGCAAGCUCUGCUGGUGGUGGUCCUCUUUAUUUGACCUAUGACCCCGUUAGGGGUGUUAACUUAUCACCAUAGGAAAAAAAUUAGUAGAACAGGCCUUGAAAAUUGGUGAAUGAUAGCGUAUUAGGAGUGGUGCCCAACAUAGGACUUUCUGAUUGUAUGGUUAUGACUUUCUCGGUUACCUAACCUCCAGAGCUCUCUACACUGCUCUAACAACAAGUUUAAUGUAUUGAUUUUUGAUUUGUCACUUUUCCCCAUCGUCCUUGGUCUUUAUAUACAGUACUUUACUGGUAUACCAAAGCUGUCCUGUCGUUACCAUAGCAUCCCUGUACUACGCUAUUGUUUUAACGAUUAAACAUUUGUUAAUGACA
Molecule: messenger RNA, 11585 nt
Organism: Esox lucius (northern pike)
Lineage: Eukaryota; Metazoa; Chordata; Actinopteri; Esociformes; Esocidae
Gene: trioa
Product: trio Rho guanine nucleotide exchange factor a
Exons: 62
Coding region: 234-9677 (3147 amino acids)
Biological process (GO): protein phosphorylation
Cellular component (GO): cytoplasm
Molecular function (GO): protein binding; protein kinase activity; guanyl-nucleotide exchange factor activity
Source: RefSeq, a predicted model, not a curated record